UGCUUUAUCAGGCGCCUCAUUAAAGAGCUAGAAGAUGCUCGACUUCGGGUGAUCGCAGUUAUUUCUGACAAUAAUUCCAUUAACCGCAAAGCAAUGUCUUUUUUUUCUGAUCCCCCCAAAAUUAAUAUUGUCUAUGCACACCCAUCUGAUCCUUCAAGACCUUUGUUCUUUGUUUUGGACAGUGUUCACAUUCUCAAGUGUAUCCGUAACAACUGGCUUAAUCAACGUAAUCCUGGGACUUGCAUGUUUUUUCCCGACAUAACUGAACUUUCCAGUGAUGGACAAGUGUUAACAGCAUCAUUUGGCACUUUGAGGAAGGCACAUGAAGAGGAAAGCAAUGAGCUCUUGCGGUUGGCCCCCACAUUAUCUUUAAAAGCAUUAAAUCCAUCCAACUUGGAGCGCCAGAAUGUCAACCUCGCCCUGAAGAUUUUCAACCUUUCAACUAUUACAGCACUCACAAGUUCCAAGUUAGCUCAACUUCAACAUGCCAAAGGCACAGCUGAAUUUAUCCGCAUCAUCUUGACUUGGUGGAACAUCGUAAACGUCAAAACGCCUCACAAGGGACAGCGCCUACGCGAUGGCUUUCAAGAGCCUGUGAGAAGUCUGUCUUCCCCUCAGAUCGAUUUCCUCAACAGUGUAAUUGACUGGCUAGAAUUUUGGGAAAGUCUAAAGCAUGAUGCAGGCCACCUGACUCGCGAAACACACUGUGCAUUCCGCCACACUUGUCACGCUCUUGUAGAAGUAACCCGCUACUGCAUUGAAGAGCUCGGCUUCUCGUACGUGUUGCUGGGAAAGUUCCAAACCGACUGCCUAGAGGACAGAUUUGGAAAAUAUCGGCAGUUGUCGGGAGCGCAGUAUCACGUGUCUAUACGGCAGAUAUACGAGUCGGAGCACAAGCUCAGAUUGCAAAAAGUGCUGGAGCUCCCCGAACUCCCUCAUCUAGAUGUUCUAACCCCAUGUGGCUCUCUUAACGACCCACAGUAUAUGAAGCGGUUUGGUGUUGCCAUAAGAGAGCAAGACAUCAAGAAGAAGCAGCCGAUGCUUCCUGCCAUUACUUAUGUGGCAGGCUACUGUGCACAUGCAGCUGUAAAAAAGCUUGCAUGUACCUCCUGCAAGGACAAUCUUGUUUUAGAAGACGAAAGUUUUGAGAAUGAUGAUUUUUCACUUAUUGCCAGUGCCACGAGAGGUGGCCUCAAGUUUCCUCAACCUGUAGUUGUGCAGGCAGUUUUGACAAUGGAAAUAGUGCUUGAGCAACUCGUAAGCGAGAAAAACGCGACUGAGUUUUAUGAUUCUCCGAAGCAAAAAGAGCUUCUUGUUGCCUUGACGUCAUCGCUUACCGAUAGCGAUGAAGACCUUGACACUUGUGACCGGGGGCAUUCACCACAGCUCGUCAUGAAGUAUAUUCUUAGUGCGGCUGCGAAUUUUUUAUUAAGUAAUCUGUGUAAACAGAACAAUGACAAGCUUACGGCCAGUAAACAAGAAAAAAAGCGAAAGCUAAAGACACUGCAGCCUUGACCUUCUUUAGCUGCAUAUGCAGGCCAUGUUGUUUUGUAAGAAGCUGCAUAUGCAAACAAGCAUAUGUUGUUUGGUAAUAGUUUGUACUGUUUUGUUUGCAUGUGAAAUGAUUUGUUUGUAGGUAUUGUUAUGCCAUGUUCAUUUUGAACUGUUGAAAGUGUAAUAAAUGAAUGAGAAAGUUGACUUUCGUUUGUAUUUAUAAAUGCCUUACUGGAGAUUGCUGCAUCAGUCAAGUUCAAAAUACUUUCUGCAUCAAAUCUCGAAGUAUCGAAGUCAUACCAGCAAUACGUGUGUUUGCUAAA
This is a messenger RNA of Rhipicephalus sanguineus (brown dog tick), 1817 nucleotides long. RefSeq lists its product as uncharacterized. Bases 94 to 1515 code for a protein of 473 amino acids. The record is from RefSeq and is a predicted model, not a curated record. The transcript has a single exon. NCBI's taxonomy places the organism in Eukaryota, Metazoa, Arthropoda, Arachnida, Ixodida, Ixodidae.